Messenger RNA from Triplophysa rosa, 2357 nucleotides. It is a transcript of the gene nxph1, whose product is annotated as neurexophilin 1. The record is from RefSeq and is a predicted model, not a curated record. Gene Ontology annotation, molecular function: signaling receptor binding. The coding region runs from base 393 to 1211 and encodes 272 amino acids. The transcript has 2 exons. NCBI's taxonomy places the organism in Eukaryota, Metazoa, Chordata, Actinopteri, Cypriniformes, Nemacheilidae.
UUCUCUCCGGAUGUAGCACGGCGCGCGUGGCUCUUCGCGCGCGAUAUAAAGCCACCGCUGAGUGACAGCGCGGGCGUGAAAAGCCUCUGUCCUUUUUACAAAGAGGACUUACGCCGCAGCCCCUCCAGGCAGCGAGACCAUCGAGCAUCUCCCACGACACCUCAAUGAAAUAUGACUGUGCUUCACUCCUUGUCUGGAUUAAUGCCUAUGUAAUCGUUAAUUUGCUCACCCUCCCUUAUCUGUCAAGUUUAAAGCCUAUUCUGUGAUCAUGGGGUCUAUAGUGUCAUUUUUGCCCAGGCUAAAGGUCUAAAGCGGAUACCGGGUGGAUCUAUGUUCCUUACAGACAAGAGAAACAGCGCAGGGAAAUUAGUGGAAGUUUGAGAUAAGGGAGGAUGCGGGCGACGUGUUGGUGUGCCGUCUUUCUCCUCACUCCGGCUGUCUACCUGGUUUCAAGUGCCCAUGGUUCCAUUCCGGGGAAGUCAGAACUGCUCAAAUCAGGGAGCCCCAAGUCGACACUAAAGCACAUAUGGACAGAAAGCAGUAAGGACUUGUCCAUCAGUCGGCUUCUAUCACAGACUCUACACGGGAAGGAAAACGCAACAGCCCUGGACCUGCACUAUGACGCUCCGGAGCCUUACUCUGAACAGGACCUGUGGGACUGGCUGAGGAACACCACCGACUCGCAGGACUCCAGACCAAGAGCCAAACGGCGGCCGAUGGUCAAGACCGGCAAGUUCAAGAAAAUGUUCGGCUGGGGAGAUUUCCACUCCAACAUCAAAACAGUUAAGCUCAACCUUCUGAUCACCGGAAAGAUCGUCGACCACGGCAACGGCACCUUCAGCGUCUACUUCCGCCAUAACUCCACAGGUCAGGGCAACGUGUCUGUCAGCCUUGUCCCGCCCACCAAAAUCGUAGAGUUCGAUUUGACGGCGCAGCAGUCGGUCAUCGACGCCAAGGAUUCCAAGUCAUUCAACUGCCGCAUCGAAUAUGAGAAGGUCGAGAGGGGCUCCAAGAACACGCUCUGCAACUUCGACCCGUCCAAGACAUGUUACCAGGAGCAGACGCAGAGCCACGUGUCCUGGCUCUGCUCGAAGCCUUUCAAAGUGAUUUGCAUUUACAUCUCCUUCUACAGCACCGACUACAAGCUAGUCCAGAAAGUCUGCCCAGAUUAUAACUACCACAGCGAUACUCCUUAUUUCCCUUCUGGCUGAUGGUCGCUGCUGAUGCCGCCAUGUGAAGGACAAUGAGAAGCAAAGGAUGGAGCACUCUCCCCCAUCCACGAUGAAUACAUGUUCCCUAAACUAAAAAACAGAAUUUGGCUAUUUGCACAAGUACCAUCAAUUUGUUAUUCAUUUGGAGUCAUUUAUUGUAUGGCGCUCGUUGUCAUUAAUAAUUUAAUUCUGUUUAAUUUAUUGUUUAUAUUUUAGGUUAAUUUUAGGUUAUUGUUGUAUUACUGGGCUGUUGCUUAUAAGAAAACCCACAAUUGAGGGGGUAGCAGAUUUCGACAUUGUGUCCUGUAAUUUUCACAUUUCCUUUAGAAUCGUCUUAGUGCACGUGCUUGUUUUCUUUUGUUGAAUUAGUUUCUUUGUUCAAGUAAUUAUGUGUUUCUUAGAACUGCCAGAGGCCACAAGUGUAGAUGUGACUUUUUUUGUUUAGCCAGUAGUUUGCCUCAAGGUUGCGGGAGAAUUUUUUGCCAUCAGAAUUUCAAUGUUUCCUCCCCUGCAAACUUUAAAACAGCCGUGGACGCCACACGUUCCUGAAUUAUUUCUCCCAGACAAAAGCCCGAGUGAGACCCAAAGAUAAGGUGAUAUAUUUAUGAUGGCGAGAGUGGCUUUGUUCUGUCGGUUACGAGCAGGCCUUAACUGCAGGCAUGUUUUCUACCUAAUAAAAAGAAAAGCUGUACUGUAACAAUUCUGGAUUGUUCAUGGAUAGAUCCAGGAAUGGCGGGUGGGCUUGCUCAUUGUCACUUAUAAUACACUGUAAUGUAAUGAAUUCUAUAUCUUAGAGCCUAAUUUUAUGAAUGGUUUGUAUUGUACAUAGUUGAUCCUGAUGGAGCUGCUUCUGUAUAUGCCUUCAUUCCAUGUCUGUUAACCCAAACAUUACCCUCUCCCUCUCUCUAUCUCACUUUAUCUCUCUCGGCACCCCAUCCCAUAUAUGCUUGUUCUUGGUUCUCGGACAAAGAAACUGAUGUUGCUGAUGUAGAUGUGAACUCCAUGAACUCCAUGCUCUUGUACAGGGGCUGUAAAACUGUCAAAAUAUAUAUUAGAAGUACUUAUCAUCUGUAUGAUUAUGUUUACUUUCAGGGGAACAAGGGGAUGGAGAUGUACAAAUGAAUAAAACACUGAAAGUUUUAUCAG